AUGACUACUCAAGACUCCUGUGGAUACCUGGAACACCCACCAACAUACCAAGACUUCCUUGACCACUACCUCUUACCCAACAAACCGGUAGUCAUCGGGCCUGCCUUGAUCUCCUCCUGGCCUGCGCUUUCAAAGUGGGUCUCCGAGUCUGACGGGUCUCCGCGCAUUAACUGGGAAUCCCUCUCGCGAGCGUAUGGCGACCAGCCAGUCACGGCAGCAGACUGCUCCACUCGCGAGUUCAGCGAUCAAAAGCGACAAGACAAGACCUUCCGCGAAGUAGUCGAUCUAUGGCGUUCUGGCGAGGGCGUCUCGCUCUACGUGAAAGACUGGCAUCUCGCUCGCGCUGUGCACCCGGAGAUCUUCUACGAAACCCCGGACAUAUUCAGGGACGACUGGAUGAACGCGUACUACUCUGUCUGCACAUCGGACGACUUCCGGUUCGUCUACACUGGUGCAGCGGGGACGUUCACGCCGCUCCACCGGGAUAAGAGGUGGUGGCUCUUCCCUCCUGAGCAAACCAAGUUCUUGCUCCGGAAAGGUGCUGAGGAGCAUCUGGAAACGGCCUUCGACGUACGGCAUGUAAAUCAAGCCGAUUUUCCCAAGUUCUCGGAAGCAAAGCCAAUUGUAGUCGAGCAGAAAGACGGAGAGACGAUUUUUGUGCCGAGUGGGUGGUAUCACCAGGUUGAGAAUAUAACUGAAUGCGUCUCCAUCAAUCACAACUGGUGCAACUCUGUCAACCUCCCUUCCUUAUACGAGUCUAUGUGCGCUAAGGUGAUCGAGGUCGAGCACGCACUGGAAGACGUACGCGAGCUGCUUUCGCAGAACAAUCAGAGCGAGUCGGACAGUCACGGAUGGGAACAUGAGUGGGUUAAGAUUGUACAGGAUGUAGUAGAGAAAGACGCUGGGUGGAACUGGCUGACGUUUUGGAAGAUGGUUCGGCACGCAUUCGGGACAGCACUCUCAGGACCACUCUGGGAACCUGCCCCGCCAUGGCUCACGCCUCCCUUACCCUUCGUCUACGACCGCGUGCGGACGUGCUACGAUCAUUUCCUCCGGCGCACGGAACGCGAGGUCGAUCUCGUAGAUGGUCUCCGUGAUGUCCUAGACGAAAUCAAACGGAUAUCAGACGGCGUCGAGACCACGCAGGGUACUCGCAAUGACGGCACUCGGGGGAUUUGA
Molecule: messenger RNA, 1179 nt
Organism: Fomitopsis serialis
Lineage: Eukaryota; Fungi; Basidiomycota; Agaricomycetes; Polyporales; Fomitopsidaceae
Product: Clavaminate synthase-like protein
Exons: 6
Coding region: 1-1179 (392 amino acids)
Biological process (GO): protein hydroxylation; negative regulation of gene expression; positive regulation of translational termination
Cellular component (GO): nucleus; cytoplasm
Molecular function (GO): histone H4R3 demethylase activity; sequence-specific DNA binding
Source: RefSeq, a predicted model, not a curated record